Messenger RNA from Schistosoma rodhaini, 17400 nucleotides. Lineage: Eukaryota; Metazoa; Platyhelminthes; Trematoda; Strigeidida; Schistosomatidae. The record is from the annotation of a GenBank genome assembly.
AUGUUAGCUAGUUCCCAUGGAACAGUGCGAGUUUACAAUGCUCAGACUGGUUCUCUUGAGAAAGAGACUAAUUUAGUCACUAACUUGGUUGAUAAUUGUUCACGUAUAUUCCUUAGUUAUUUUCCUUCAAAUGAACGCUUAGUAAUUGCGAGAGAAACUGAAAUUAACGCGAGAACCCACUCAAACGGGUCUGUCUUGCUUCAUGGCUUUCUCGAUAGACGCAUUCAAUAUAAAAAUGAGAAGAUCAGUCUCGAAUUUUACUCAAAUCAGGGCUCUGUUAUAGAACUAUUUAUUUUCACUAUCGAAAGUUUGUACACUGAUUGCGGAGGUUUAGUUGUGGACACUCAUAACUGUCCUAAUCCUAAGUGGAAAACAUUUACCAUCUGUGAUAGUUACGAGAGGUUGUAUAGUUUCUUUGACAAGUUGCAGCACAGUAAUUCCAGUAAAAGUGUGCUUCUGACUACCCCAUUGUUGAAGUCAAUUCUGCAUCGAUUAACACGAGCUAUAACGGAUAGUGACAGCGUUUUGUUUUUCACGGCUAUGCGAGAGCCCUUCACCAUGCAAAGCGAAGCUCAUAGACGCCUUACAUUUACUCACUGGCCUCAUAUGGACUAUCAAUGGAUAACGCCUUCCACCUUGUCUGAAGCUGGAUUUUACUUCCCAUUAAAAUUCCCACUGGACAUUGUAUGUUGUCUUGAAUGCUCAGUUAGAUUGUCAUCUUGGGAACCAACCGACGAGCCAUGGAGUGAACAUAUCAGACAUUCACCGCAGUGCAGCUUUGUGUCAUCUCCAAAUUCGAAAAGCAUACCUAGUACAUUUUCAUGGUCAACGGAAACAGCACAAACUCAUGCAAUAUCUGAUGAUCCUAUCAUGGUGCUUACAGCUUCUACGUCGACAGAUUUUGUCACAACUUCAACAGUCGAUGGUGGAAUUACUAUUUGGGAUCUGUCGUACUUCAACAGACGUUCAUUAGAAUUCAGUCUUGUGGAUGUAUUGAAUGCUUCGAUAGUUAUUGCUAAUACCAGUGAAAUGAUUAUUAAAUCUCAACUACAAGUACAUAGUGGAUGUUUACUAGUUUCUAAUUGUCCUACAAUGAAAUUUAUCAAUCUUCCACAACCCCCAAAAAUACAUCAUUUAAUUCUUGGUUGUUGUUUACCAUAUUCAGUGUUUGUUAAAUUACACUCUUGUAUGCAGAACAUGUCAGCAACUAAUAAACUUGAGAAUGUUAAAAACAACAACUCUAAAAAAUAUCAACUAUGUCUUAUCGUUAUUGAAUUAUGUCCAUUAAACAGUGAACAAGUUAUGUGGAUAGCUGACUCUACUUUCUCUUCAACAACAACAACACUAUCAUCACCGUUUUUUCCUAAAUCAAUAUUUCCUAAUCAAUUCAAUAUAGAUUCGAUACCAACAGAUCUUGUCAAGUUUCUUCCAUUAAUUGGUCAUGAUUAUACAAUAGAAUAUGAAGAAUUAGGAGAUAUUGAUGAUAACGAUAGUGAUGAGAAAGAGACUGAUAAUGAUGAUUAUGAAGAUGACUUUGAUGAGGAGAGUUCUGACAAGUUAAAUAGCGUACAUACAAAUAAUAUCAUGAGUGAUUCAGUACCAAAAGAUAAUGUUCCAACAUCAAUCAGUACAAAGCUUAUCGAGAAUGAUUUCUACGCGUAUAUUGGUUUGUCUAGUGUCGUCGAAGAGUUUGUAAAUUUAAAAGCUCCGACAGAGUGUCAUCCCACAUCCUCAACCAAUAAAUUACAAUUAAAGAAAAUAUCUGCUUUAAGUUCAUCCAAUUUGUCGUCAUCAAUAAAACACAUUGAAAAUCAACAGUUUAAUAUGAAUGAAACAACCAGUUCAAUUCCAUGCUUUGAUCAUUCUGAAAAUAAAAAUGGCAAUAGUAGAUGUGUUGAGAACUUACCGAAACUUGUUGGUGUCAUACCUUUGUCAGUUACUGCUAAUAGUACUAAUAAUGACAUUGAAAAUCCUAAUUUUCGUGUUUUACAAAUAUUACCACUACCAUUGCAAACAAUGUCUUUCAAUAGUGAUAAUUCAGCUUAUUCACAAGGCAUACUUGUUUGUUGUGGUUUAUCAAGAUCAUUAUCUCAUGUAGAGGUUCAUCAUGAAACAACUGCUGAUAACCAAUCGAUUGAAGAUGGUGAUCUAUUUUUAUUCGGAUAUAAUGAAAAUGAUUGUAUCCAACCUAAUUCAGUUAUUGAUGAAACUCCACUUUUUCACAUGAAAUUACCUAAUCAUUAUUGUCCUAUUCAAAUGGAUGUGGUAUCCAAUACCAAUGAUUUACAUGUUUGUUCUUUAAACGCUUUAUACCCUCCAAUUAAAUUACAAUAUGAAUGUGGACAAUCAUGUGUAGCUGUCAAACAUACUGCUACUGCUACUACUACUAAUAAUAAUAAUUUAAUGUUUACUAUAGACUCACCUUUAACUACUACAGAAACAAAUGACUUAUCAUUUUGUUGUUUCAUACUUACAGUCUACAAUUCAUUAUUACAAAUAAAUGUUUAUAAAAAUCUAUCAUGUUAUGCUCAAUUAAUUAUAUCUAAUCCAAUCUUAUCAGCUGAUGAAGAUAACAAUAAUGACGAAAUAUUUAAUGGCAAUAUACAAUUUAAUACAUUCACCUAUUGUACUGGUUUAGAUAAUAUAUGUUUAAGUACUAUCAAUGGUGAAAUGUAUAUUUAUCAAUUACAUAAUCAUGAAUUAUAUAAAUAUGAUAUGAAUAAACAAAAACGUAUUCAUUUAUAUAAUUCAAUCAUAUCAAUUAAUCAACAUUGUAAUGUAUCUUCUUAUAAGGAAACUGAAGCGUCCUUUCCUAUAAGUAGUCAUAAUAGUAGUAUAAGCAGUAGUAGUAGUCAUAGUUAUUUAUUAAAUGAUUUAUAUGCAUAUUGUAAUUGUCCAUUAGAACAAUGUUUUAUUUUACAUCAACUUAUCAAAACGGUUCCGAUAGAUUCAUCAAUUCAAGUUAACUUCCCAGAUCUAAUUGGUUGGUAUGAAGUGGACCUAUCUCUUCCAUCAUUAUCUUCUACCAUAGAAAAUAAACAACAAUUUACGAGUGAUCAUAGAACAAUUCAAACUCUUUCAAAAUUAGUUACACAUUAUAUACAAUUAAAAAAAGAAUCAUUAAAGAAGUCACAAUUCAAUAAUGAUAAUUUGGAUAAUAUUCCAUUGAUGUUAACAUGUGCUACAUUAGCUGUUCAACUUAGUUUAUCAUCUAAUAUAUCUACUCAUUUAUGGGAAUUUAAUACUCGUAAUUGGUGCGCUUAUCAAAGUUUGAUUAAACAACAAGUUAAUAAGUCUAAUGGUACUUCAAUUAUCAAAAGUAUCAUUAAUAAUAAUGAUAACAAUGAUAAUUCUAAGAAUAUAUUAUCUGAACAUGUAUUAGAAAUUAGUUUACGAAGAGUAUAUUCAAUUUCACAUUUUAUAUUUCAUUCAACAUUAAAACAGUAUGAGAAAGUACAAAAUCAAUCCGAUGUAUAUAUAACACUUCUAAGAAAAAAUAUUUCAUCUAAUAAACCUCUCCAUUUUAUUCAUAAUCCUUCAAAAACCUCAACAAAUACCGAAUGUAAUGAAUUUCAUCGUGUAUCAUCAGUUCUUGAUCAUAGUUUGGUGGUACACGAUUUAAAUGCUCCAUUUAUCGAUGAUGAAUACGACAGCACACAGUCGUCGGAGUACAAAUCACAAAUUUCAGAUGAAAAUGUCCACUUCAAUAAUGAAUUACUAUCAAAUAACUUAAAAAUUCCUGGACGUGUAUAUCAUAUGCCUACUGAAAGCAUCAUCUCAUCAGAACGUCUUCGUGAAUUAAAUGCAAAUAUAAUUGCUGGUCCCUAUUUAUUAAGUGAUUUUCUUACUAUGAAUAAUCGUUGUAGUAAUAUUCCAAUGACUAGUUCGGAGUUAAUUAAAUCACGUUCACGUUUCUUUUCUGUGCAUAUCAAAAUAGUUGAUGCCAAAAAUGAAACUUCUUCAAAUCUUGAUUGUCAAUCGGCUACUGCAGUUGAAAGUCAACAGACACCUUUAUUACUGUCAGAUAUAUUUGCACAAAUUGGUUUGAGUGUUCAUCAGUUUAACACAACCUGUUGUUGUUAUGACCAUCCUGCUCCCCCUAAUAUUUUCGUUAAUGAAGCUCCAUCGUCAUCAUCGUUAUCGACCAAUCAGCUUACAAUUAUGAAUGAUAUUGAUAAUAAUGAUAAUGAUGGUAAUGAACGUACAUCAUUAAAGUCGUGUAAAAUGCAUACAAUUUUGCAUGAAAGGGCUCAACGUUUAGCUAUUCUACGCUCUAUGAAACUUCAUGAAGAUUGUUUCAGUUUUCUUAGUUCAACUGAUGGUACUUGUAAUCAUAAUAGCAAUGACAUUUACGAUAAAUGGAGAGACUUGCUUACGCAGAACUUCUACCAUCAUACUAGCAAUUUUUCGUCAAUUAUUCUAGAUGUUUUAAAUUGGGUUGUGUUGAUGUAUCUUCAUGAGUUAGAACUAUCAUGCGAUAUCGUAGCGAAUUUAUUAAAUUUGGCUGCAAAUAAUUAUGAGAUGUUAAUUGAAAAUGUAAUUGUACACGGUGAUCGUGAAUGUGUUCAACUUGGAACAAGAUUAUUGUUUAGUUUACUCAAAUUAGAAUUUAUCUUCCUAAACUAUUGCUCUUCAAAUAAUUCGUCAUAUAAAAAGCCAAUAGUUUUCCAUGUAUUACGCAAUUGUCUGUCUACAGAUAGUAAAACUACUACUGAAAAUAAUAAUAAUAGUAGUAAGUUCAUUCGUUGGUUAUUAAUUUGUCAAACAUCAGCAGGAUGUGAAACAUUAUUCAGUUUAUUGGAUUUCAUCAUUUCUUAUUCUUUUGAUGAAUGUCGUCGUAAUUCAAAUGAUCUGAAGACGAAAUUGUUAUUACAAAAUAAUUUAAUGACUUUACUCAAUACAGUUUCAUUAUUACAUGAGGAUUUCAAUCGUCUACACUCUUCAUAUCGUUUACCUAUAUGUCUUGGUUCACCUAUGCUAUUAAAUCUACCGUUAUACAAAUGGACUUAUCUAGGUUCAGAAUGCUUACAAUCAACACCUGAAAAAUUACAUAAUACUAAUAAUAAUAAUAAUAAUAACAGUAGUAAAUAUCAAAAAUCUUUUAAUUCAACAAUUCCCAGUACUAGUAAUAUUAAUAAUAAUGGCAUCAGUUUUAAUUAUGAAAAUAUUAAAAACUGUUAUCCUAUUAAUAAGCAUAUAAUGAAUUUCAAUGGUAUUUAUACACCGAAAAGUUACAUAUCAUUUAUUUCUGAUUCAAUAUUCAAUGAUACUACUACUACUGAUUCAGAACAAUAUACACAAUUGAAAGAAAAAUCAAAUUGUUUCCAAGGCAACGACAUUAAUAAUAAUAAUGAUAGUAUCGAUACUACUGCUACUACUACUAAUGAUAAUAAUGAUAGUAACGAUACUACUUAUAAUCAUUCACUAUAUCUACCUUCAUCUAAUUAUUCAUCCAAUGCUUCGUUUAUUCAUUUCUCUGAUAUUUUCACAUUAAUGCGAAGUAAUUUUAUUACUAAUAUUGAUCAUUCAAAGAAUAUAACUAAUAUUAUACUAUCAGAUUUACAAGAUUGGCCAUUUCAUGGUUUAUUAGAUGUGGAACCAUUAAAAUUUCCAUUAGAUAAAUUAUCCAUUCAAUUAAAUGAUGAUUGUGAUAUUGAAUGUGUAGAUUUUUUUACUGGUGAACAGUUACCAAUAAAUGAUAAUAUUUGCUACGAAACAAAAUUCAAUAAAUCACAAAUUGAAACUAAUAAUAAAGAACAUGAACUAACAUCUGCUAUAUCUCAUCUUAUGAAUUCAAUUGAAGCUUAUCAUUUAGUCAUAUCUCGUAUGCAUCCAGGUGCACAUCGUUCAGUUACAUUCAGUACUUAUUCAUCAUCAAUAAAUUUUUUAACAGAUCUAAUUAUACCAAUUAAUCCUUGUUUACAAUGUAUUACAUUAGAAGCUAUAUUAAAUGAUCAAUCUUUAAAGGAAUCAAUCAUUUCAACAAAAUUAAUAGCUAUAUCUACUGAUAUAAGUCAUACUGCAUUAGUAUUACGUGAUAUUUAUCCACCAAUUAAAUUUACUCAACUACGUAUUACUAUAGUUGGUCGAUUAGAUUGUCCAUUCAAUAAGGCACGUAUUCAUUUAGGUUCAUAUUUUGGACAAAAUGGUAUUUGGCAACAAUUUAUACAUCCUUUAAUUAAAACAAAUUCUAAUGACAAUAAUAAUAAUUUAAUACAAUAUUUAGAAAGUAUUGUAUUAAGUAAAACAAUGAAAUUCAUAUCAGUUCAACAAUGUUUAAUAAAUACUUUGGACCAAUGUGAUAAAAAUAAAAAAAUAUCCAAUAUAUCAUCAGAUAGUGAUAAUAUCCAAAUAUCGUCACUAUACAAACAAUGCUAUAAUUUACAAUAUCAAUUGAAUUGGAUAGAUCGUACAUUGAAUCGCUUAAGAAAAAUAUAUCAACCUGAAAAAUUUCGUGAAUAUAAGAGUCAAAUUCAUGAGAUGUCUAAUGAACAGUUAAGGAUGAAUUUGUAUCCAGAUAAAGUGAAGUAUAUUUUGGAACAUUGUUUAUUGUGUUUGUUAAGUCAUGCAAAUGAAAUCUGGUCAGUGAUAGAACCUCUUCCAUUAUUAUCCCCAUCAACAGAAGUUUCACCAUUAGACAAUGAAGAUUAUACUUUUUUAAAUUGUGUUGAUAAGUGUUGUACAACAUUUUUAAAUGAUAUGAUUAUUCAUGGUAAUCGUUCAAUGCAAAUUCUUACCGUUGGAUUAAUACCAAUGUUUAUAAAAAUCAACUCCAUUCUUUUAUCAAUGAAUCAUACUAAUCAUAAUUAUCUUUAUAAAUUUCUUAAAAAUUCUUCAAUCAUAAAAUCUAAUAUUCAUAAUAAUACAAGACAACAAUUAUUAUUUUGGUCUAUAUUACAACGUUUAAUCCAUACUGGAAUGUCUCAAUAUCUACUUGAUACUACUAUAUCCAUUCUUUAUGAUAUAUGGAAUUCUAUAGACACUAAUAAUAAUGAAAAGGAUCCAUUGAAUUUAGAAAUCUUUAAUAAUAUACUACUAAUUAUUGAUACAAUAAUAGAAAAUGGUUAUUCAUCACUUCUUACUGUACAUAAAUCAUUAAAUCAUUUUUUAACUAUAUUAAAUAUGCAUCAAUUAUCAUCUAAUGGACAUAUAAGUAUAAAUGGUUUAUUAAAAUGGCAUUAUUUUCAUCAAAUCUAUAAUAUAAAACGAUGUAAUGCUAUAUAUCCUUAUUGUCAAACAAUAAAUAGUAAAAUAACUAAUGGUAUUUAUAAUAAUGAUACAAUAUCACAAUAUCAAUUAUGUGCUAUUUCAUAUUAUCGAUGGCAUUUAGAACAUUUAGCAAAUCUGUCAACUCAAUAUGCAGCUAAUCAUGAUUAUCAUCGACAAAUUAUUGAGAAAGAUUUAUUCCCAUUGGGAGCAUUGUUUGUUCGAAGAAUUAUUGAUUCACAGACAUCAGUUUUAAUGCGAUCUUGUAUCCCAGAAUGUAUUCAACAAACCAAUACAUAUUCCAGCAAAUCUUUUCUUCCUCUGGAAACCUAUCAAAUUCCUCAACAAAGAUUUCUCUGUAUGUUUGGUGAUGAUGAUGAGUCUUCCAUUGAAAAUUCUUUAAUUCAACUAUUACAGAUAUUAAUCAAUGUUACAUUAAAAUUUUUAAAUGAUCUAUUAAAUUUAUCAUCUGUGAAUAAUAGCUCUACAAUGUCAAGAGAGUCAAUUUUAUUUCAGAAUUGUUUUGUUAUCUGCCGCCUACUUGGUCGUAUUUGUUGGCAUAUUUCAGGUGAUCGAAUUCGUCAAUAUUUCAUUCCCGAUGGAAAUAUUUACGAAUCUGAACUUUUUAAAUUCCUAACUAACUUUUGUCAACGUCUUAAUGAUCAGUCGUCUCUCUUGAAUGAUAUGAUUAUUGAAUGUUUAUGCCUUACUCUUAAUAGUGAAUGCAUUCCUGAGUGUCCACAGACCAUAAAACCAGAUAAUUAUGGAAAUAUUGAAAGUAUUGACCUUCAGAAAUCUCAAAAUAAAUCAUGGCCUUAUCCAAACAAUUCUGUAGUUAAUUAUCAUCUACAACAAACUACAGAUUUAUUAUGGCAUUUAUUACCUAGCCAAUUGUUGACUAGAGCUCAGUCUAUUUUAGUGCAACCAUUUAAUCAACAUCAAAUUAAUCAUAUUCAUACACAAAAAAACAGACUUAAUACCUGUAUAACAACAUCGUCAAACAAUAAUGGUCAUUUCGUAUUAUGUGAAAUAUUUUCUGAAUGUAUAAAUCUCAUGUUGAAAGAUGCCAAAUCUAUUGGUCAACUGGAUUAUAAUAAUGAUAAUAAGCUACAAUCGGUUCAUGAUAAUCUGUCUGAUCAACAUCCAUAUCUUAUAAAUGUUUUAUACCUAUUCUGUGGAAUUAUUGGUGAACCAAAUUUCAAACCCUGGAAACUUACUUCGAAUGAUAAAACUUCCAAAAAAUGCCAAUGUUAUGUAAAGACUAAUCUUCAGAUAAAUAUUCAAUUGGAAAGUUUACAAAAUGUCCUAAACUUAUUAGAAAAUUUUGUUCAAUUAAAGCAAAGAACACAAACAACUGAUCAGCAUUACCUAUCUUCAAAAUCUAUUGAAUAUUUACGUAAUUUUUAUACAUUGACUAUUCAUUUUUUAGCAAUAUCAUCUGAAUCAUCAAAUUUACGACUGUACAUAUUAGAAUCUUCAAGUUUUUCAUUAUUUCUCAAUACUAUACUUACAGAUUAUUCAUUAAGAAAUGGUAUAAAUCGUUCAUGUACAUUAGCUUUAGAAGUAUUAUUCUCAUGGUUUGCAUAUUCAACAGUGAAAUUAGUAAAUUCGGAUUAUCAUCCAUUUGAUAAAUUUUGUCUUGAUCAAUUAAUUGGUUUGUUUUCAAAGGCAAAUACUUCAACUCAAAUUAUUGAAGGUCCGUGUGAUUUACAAGCUGUUCUUUUAACAGCUAUAUGUUCACGUAUUAAAUCAUCCAAUCAAACAAACACUAUUGAUAAUGAUUCUGAUUCAGUCGAACAUGCAAUUCAAACAACGAUUACCACAUGUUCCAUGCAUACAAUAUCAAAUCUACCAAUAGAUUAUCUUUUUCAACUUGUACAAAUUUUAUUAAAUUAUCUAUAUGAUCAACUUGUUAAAUUAAAUCAACAAUCCCCAAUGAAUAAUGAUAAUAAUCAUAGGGCUUAUUUAUUAUGUUUUUCAUGUUAUACUACUAUUGUCGAUGAAGAAUAUGAAUCAUGCCAUAAAAAUUUCACUUUAUGGUCUACACUAGCUAGUAAUCAUAUACGACAAAGAUUAAUUAGUAAUCCUUCUACAAAAAAUAUUGAUAAAGAUCCAAAUGAUCAAUCUUCAACUCCUAUGAAUACUAGUAGUAGUAGUAGUACUACUACUACUACUACACCAUUAUCAAAUUGUUCUUCAUUAUUUAUUCGACAAUUAACUUGUUGUUAUUUAUAUGGUUUAUGUUCUACAAGUGGAAUGUAUUCACAAAUUCUAUCUAAUAAAACAUACCAUAAUAAGUGUUUAGCAUUAAUUCUUGGGAAUCUUUGUAGAAUACUAACAGAAACCUUCAACAAUAUCCAUGAUAAACAUAAACUUAGAGUAUUUUUUAUCAGAAAUAUUAAAUUAUUCUUAUCCUCAUUAAGUUUUGCUCAUGUUAACUCACCUAUGAGUACAAUGAUUACAUUAUCUUGUAUGAUUAAUGGUUGGAAAACAUUGAAACAUUUUGCUCAAUUAAUUAUGAAUCAUUUUAAACCAAUUAGUAUAUGUGAUUGGUUAUUUUAUUGUGUAAUCAUGGUUAUGCAAUCAUUGGAUUCUAUUGAUUCUUCUUCUUCUCAUUCUUUAUCGUUGCCGUCAACGACAGAAUCUGUACUUACAUUUAGAACACACUUGUUACAGUCACUCAUUUCUCCAAUUCCUUUAAAUUCAUGUCCAUUAUUUCUAUUAUUAGCUUUAUGUAUUGAAUCUAAUUUGCAAUUACACAAUAAUAAUAAUAAUGAUUACGCAAAUAUUCUUUUAAAUACUUUUAUAAAUGAUACUUGCAAUCGUAAAUCUAUCAGAUCAUCUUCAUCUUCCAUUGUCUGUACAUCUUCUUCACUUGACUAUACAAAAUUAUAUACAAUCAAUGCAUCAGAAUUAGGUCAAGCAUUAUUACAACAAUCAUUCAAUGAUAAUCUACCAUAUUAUCAACAAUCAUCAAUAUUCAAUUUUCAAUAUUUAAUUAAUUCAUUACCUAUUGGUUUAUUUGGUCCAAUUCAUUUAUUUAAACAAUCUUCAUUAGAAUUUCAAAAAAAUCUAAUUAAUUUUAAUUAUCCUAAUCAACAACGUUUACAAAAACAAUCAACCAAUAUGGAUACUACUGCUACUACUUGUCAAUGUGUUAAUUUACUUCAUUCGAAUCAACAGAAACAGAUGAAAAUAAAUAGUAUCCAAGAUACUGAUCACUAUGAUAUUAUUGAUAAAGAGAAAUCCUAUACUUCAAUCAUAAAUUAUCAGAAAUCAAUAAUUGAUUUUGCACCUAUAUCAUUUAUUUAUUCCGAUAUAUUAGAUGAACAAAUUACAUCAUUAUGUCAAACAUUAUCAAUUAUGAAUUGUCAUAAUGAUAAUAAUAAUUGUGAGAAUAUUAUAUUUCCAUUAUAUUUAGGUUUUUCAGCGUAUUCAUUUGCACCGAAAACAAUAUCUGGAUCUAAUCUUAUGAAGGAUGUAAACGAUUGUAAUAAUAAUACUAAUAAUGAUAACAAUAAUAAUAAUAAUAAUAAUAAUAAUGACUACUCAUCCAAUCAAAUUCCAGAAAAAUUCAAUUUAUCAGAAUUUAUUAAAACUAAUUUUGUUUUUCAUAAUAAUAAAGAAUCAUUACAAAUUAUUGUAAGAUUACCAUUAUUAAUACAAUUAGAAUGUGUACAAUUAUCAGUUAAGAAUUCACUUCAAUCAGCUAGUCCUGUAAUUAUUGAAAUAGAACUAUAUCGUGAUUUACCUGGUGCUUCUCGGCGAACAUUUAUCAGUGCACAUAAAAGUAACAAAUCAUCAUUGUCAAAACUUCAUACAAUUAAUUUUCCACCACGUUUAGUAUCACAUGUUUUAAUAAGACUUUAUCAUUCUCAGAAUUACAAUAAAACUCUUCGUGUGAACAUUUUACGUUUAUUAGGAAGACAUGCAAAUGAUAAUCGGUUGUUUUUCACAGAGACUUGUGGAAAUAGCUGCAUAAAUGCAAAUAAUUUAACUGGUGAGAAUUCGUUAAAUAAAAUCAGACCAAUUGUCUUACUACAUCUAUUACAUAAUGAAAUGCUAUCACAAUUAUUACCCAAUAUAUUCUAUUCCUAUCAAUUUAUCAAUUCAUUAUUACAUUGUUUACAUACUAUUAGUUCAGAUAAAAAACUAUCAAUGUGUACCCGUCAAUUAAUACAAAUGGUAACAUGUCAUAAUCAGAUUUUUGAUAUGAUCAAUUAUAUAUACAAUUUAACUAGUGAUGAUUCAUCUGAUAAUGAUAAUAAGAGAUUACAUAAUGAAUGGUUUUAUUCACCUAUUAGUUAUAUUAAUAAUGAAGUGGAUAUGUUUUGGAAAUCAUGUCCUUCAUCAGCUAUAUUAUGUGAACGUAUUUUACUCGGAUUAUUGGUUAAUACAGAUAAUGCGGGUAGAAAUAGUCUUGCUAAUUAUAUAUUAACUAAAUUAUUGAAUGGUAAUAAUGAUGAUGAUGACUUAACAAUAAACUAUGAAAAUGUAUCAUUCACAAAUGUGUCGAAAUCAAAUCAGGAUAUAGAUAAUGAAUUCAAUUCAUCUUAUUGGUAUGGUCCAUUAGCUUCAUUAACAUCUACACCAAAUCAACGUUUAUUUGCAUGGUUAUGUCUACAUCAAGAUGUUGGACAAUCUACACGUAUUGAACAAAUUAUUAAUUGGUUAAGUCAUUUCAAUGAAUCUACGAUAAAACAAGAUAUUCUUUCUCAUAAUCAUCAAUUAUUGAAUCAUUGGUCUCAAUUAAUAUUGAUUUUUUCAAGUGUUUUAUGGAGUUUAAGUAGUGGUACUACUACUGGUACAAUGGAAACGGAUCAAUGUUCAAAUUUAUGGCAAAAAUAUGUGACAAUUGAUUUUAUUAGUUCUAUUUUUGAUUUAUACACCUCAAUUAUAAAACAUUAUCAAAUGGAUCUAUCUAUGGAUGAUGUUGAUGAUGACAAUAAUGAUACUAAGAACCUAAUCGUUGAAAUUAAACAAUUUACCAAAGUACUAAUCAAUUUAAUGUGCUCUUUAUGCACAAUCCAACCAAAUGUCAUCUCUAUACUUUUAUCAAAACUUUUAAUCAUUCCUACAACAAGUCCCUUGUCUAAUCAAUAUGAUAAAUUCUUAUUCAAUAGUCAAUUGAAAGUAUUCAAUUCAAUUCUAUCAUCAGAUCAUAUUGUCUAUUCUAUUUUCUCAAUGAAUAAACCGACAAAUUCAACAGAUCCAAUUAUAUCGAAUAACUUCUUUUAUAAUUGUUGUACAUGGUUAUCAGAUUAUUUCUUUGUUAUGACUACUUCUGAAUCUUCUUCAUAUUCUUCUAAUGGAUCAGUUCUCACCAUGGAUUCAGCUCUUAGACAUUUAUCUAUUUUAAAUUAUUUCAUGCAAUCAAAUCAAUCUACAACAUUACGACUUAUUCUUGGUCAAUUCAUUUGUGAAUAUUUACUACCAAGUUUAUUGUUUAACUUUACUGCAGUAUUAUCAUCUUUAUUUCAAUCUAUAUCAUUGAAUAAUUUGUUCAGUAAUCAUCAUCAUCAUUUUGAUUCAAGUAUUUAUAAGGUUAGUCAACUUCAACAAGCUAUUAUUACUUUAUAUCAAACAGUUAAGCUAUCAAUGACACUUUCGAAAUCAUCCAAACGAUUCAAUUCAUGUCAAUUGAGUUUAGAAAGUUCAAAGUUGAAAAUGAAUUGUUUAACUGAUCGUUUGAUUGAAACAUUUAAAGAAUCAUUUAUGAAACAAAAUUUCAAAUUAUCCAAUUUUAUAUCUGAACUAUUAUUACCACAACCCUUAUCAUUAACACCUGUACCAUUUAAACAAACAAUAGCAGUAUUCGCAGUCACUUCAAAUCAUCCACAUACAUCGACUGAUUUGCCAUGGCCUAUAACUGGUCCCCCAGUUGUACUCAAUAUUCAAUCAUCUGAACUACUGAAAUCUGAAUUAGUUACAUUUUUAUGCCAAGAAAUCCAUCAAUCUGUUUCAAAUAUUAACCUGGACUAUUCCAUUCAUCCUAGUCUUUCAACAGCUUUAUUACUGAUCAAUAUUUAUCAUCCACCAGAAUACACUGGGACUAAUCAUUAUGAAUUUGAAAGAAACAUUUUUGUGAAACAUUUAAGAUUAAUAAUUGAUCAUUUAUUGCAUCCAUUUUCGAUUAAUCGCGCUAGUAGUAGUACUACUACUAAUAAUAAUAGUAGUAUUAAUAUAAAUGUAUCACACCCAACUGAAAUAAAUACAAUGAAUGAUUUUGAAUUAUGUCUUAUUAAACAUACACCAAAUAUUGGUCAUAUUAUAUCACCUAUUGAUUGGGAUAAUGGUAUAUUUCUACCAAAAGAUUAUACAGAUAAUUGGACUAUGGAACAAUUAAAUCAAUUCACUGAUGACCAUCCGCUGAUAAUUAAUCAAUGUCGUUUACUUUGUUUAUUAAUUCGACCAUGUGAACAUGCUAAAUUUGUAUUACAUCCACCAGAAUCAGUAACUAAACCGUCAUCCUCAUCAUUAAUGAAAGAGACUAAUUCCAUAUCUUAUUAUGAUUAUUUAUUAAAAAAUUUUCAAUCAUCAUUUAUAAAUGAAUUUUUAAAAUCUGGUUUAUUAUAUUUUAUAGCUAAUUCCAUUGUUCAUUGGCGUAUUCCAUGUUUAUUGAAAACUACUACUCCCACUACUACUACUAUUAAUACUACUACUACUACUACUAAUAAUAAUAAUAAUAAUAAUAAUAAUAAUUGGAAUCAAUCGAUGAAACAAUUUCAUUCUUAUAUUAUUUCCUAUUUUAAUAAAUUUUAUAAUUAUAAAUUAGAUAAUUUAAUAAUUAAUAAUAAUAAUAAUAAUAAUAAUGGAACAUUGAAUAUACCAUUACAUUGUAUUAUUACUUAUAUAUUAGUAUUAAGAAUACCAAAUUAUGAUUCUUAUUUAUUAAAUUUAAUUAAAUCAUCAAUGAAUAUUAUGGAAUUAAUAAUGAAAUAUCAUUCAACAUUAGUUUAUCUACCAAGUUAUCUCAUUCAAUUGGCAAAUGAUUAUGGUAAAGAUUUCUGUGUAACUAAUUAUGCUACUUAUAAUUUAGAAAGUAGUCAAUUAAUUCAUUCAAAUAUUUUACCAUUUCAAUGUUUAUGUUAUUUAUAUGAUAGUAAUAAUAAUGGUAAUAAUAGUAAUGUUCAUAUUGAUGGUCAUCAAUCUUUAUGGGAAUUACGUUGGAUACAUUUAAACUCUGGUGUAUUACAACUUAUUUUAAGUUUCAUGUAUGUUCUAUCUCAUGGUUCAUGUUUAAAUUUACCGGAGAGAUUUGAUAUAGAUGAAGUGAAAGCAUUCAUUCAUUCAAUUCAAUUAGACUGUAGUAAUAAUAAUACUGAUAAAGAUAAUUCAUUGUCUCAAACUAUUCAAUCAAUCAAUGAAAUUUAUAUCCAUUUUAUUAAACCAGCUUGUAUCGAUUUUGAACAUGAAGUAUUUCCUUCCAUAACAGUUUCUAAUCAAGAUAAUCAUAAAAAGUGCAAACAAAACACAAAUGAUCAAUCAUCAUCUCAAAGUCAUUUCAAUUCAUUACAUUCAUCAGCAGUCGUUGUUACAUCAUCUGGAUCAAUAUCUAAUCAAUUGAAUUCUAAUUUUUGGGCAAAAGGUACAGGUUUUGCUACAACUCCUACAAUAACUGAAACAUCAUCAGUAACAAAUGAUUAUUCAAAUAAUCAUCAUAAUAAUAUUCAAUCUAAAUGGAUCAGAUCAUCAAAUAUUCAACAUGAAGAUCAAUAUGCAAUAGUAUUAUGUAAUGUCUUAAGUGGAUUUUUGUCUACAUUUAUACAAAAUCCAAUGUAUACUGAUGAAUUAUAUGAAUUCAUUAUUAUUUAUUUUAUUUAUAAGUUUAAUUUAAUACAUUUUAUUAUUAAUUAUUUACGUAAUGAUUCAAUUAUAGAAAUAAUAAAUCAUUAUUUAUUAUAUCAAGCAAUAAUACAAUUAAUACGUAUAAUUAGUUUAUGUCCACGAUUACAUUGGUUGAUAACAUUUGUUCAAAAUGAUUUCAACAAUAAUGAUCAUGUUACUAAGUGUAAUAAUAAAUUAUGUAAUUGUUUUAUUUUACAAUCAUUUAAUUCAUUUCAAUCAUAUUGGCAUGGUAUUCAUUUAAAUGAUCUUUUCAUUUUGAACAAUUGGUGUAAUGAAGUUACUAUUGAUGAUGAUGAUGAUGAUGAUAGUUUGUUGGAAAAUUUAGAUCCAUCGUGUAUUGCUGUUUUGAUGAAACAUAUACUAUUCUAUUUGUCAAAAUAUAAGGAACAAUUAAGCAAAUUGGGAUUAAUAAUUGAGCCUUCUGAAUCGGGACAACCGUCAAAACAAAUUACCUCUAAAUCCAACAUUGAAUUACAUCCAACUAAUACUACUACACGUAUUAGUAGUGGUUGUCUUAUUCGCCGUCCAUCAAUACGAUAUCGUAAUAUUCAUAAACAGCACAUUGGAAAUUUACUAAAAAAUAUACAUUGUAAAAAUCAAAACUUAUGUACAUCAUCUCAAGCAUUCAACACUACUGAUAUUAAUUAUCAUUUUUCCACUUCCAAAACCUAUGGUUUAUUACAAUUGAAAUCUGGUUUCUAUGAUCAGUUUGAUAUUAGUGACAGGAAUACUAAUGAAAUGAGUAGUGAAAACAAAGAUAAACUUUAUACUUUAACAGAAAGUAAUGUUGAAGUCAGCUGUGGUAAUGACGAUGAUAACCCUGACACUGCUUCUGAAGAUGUUCAUGACAAUAAUUCUGAGGAAGAAAAAGAACAGAACGAAGAUAGAAAUGCUCAUUGUGAGGUUAUUAACGAUUUAACCGAAAAUGCUAACCAUUCUCAAUAUUUAACAGAUCCGUUGAUUAAUAAAGAGAAUAAUCUUGUAAAUGGUGAAUUUCAUAGUCAUUUUCAAAAUGAUGUAUUGGAUGAUAAUGCUGAAAGUACUAACCAUGAAUUCAACAAUGAUGGCAGUUCAGUAUGCGUAAACCAAGAAAUUUUAAUUAUUUUUAAUGAACUAGAAGCUACAUAUAAACUGCUUAAACUAAUUUUGAAAUAUCAACAGUCUUCUGUAAAUAAAUUUCCUAAUGAUGAUUACAAAACUACUUUACUUGAAAUACAGUCAGCUGAAUAUGAUAACGGAAAUGGUAAGAACGGUACAUUAGAAAUUCAAACUUCGUCAAUUGAUUCAAAAAUGCUUUCAACCAAUACUGCUUAUUGUACAGCUUUAAAAUCUAUACAUUUUCGUACUAUCAAAUUUUUUUCAGCUCCCGUGAAUAAUACUGUUUCUUCAUUAGUCCCACAUGAAUAUGCGAAUUUAUGUGCCCAACACGAAGGUUUCAUCUUAAUUAAUGGUUUUAAUACAAAAAAAUUGUUCACUUAUGUCGCGUCCACCUCUACCUCUGAACCAAACCCUGAUCAAUCCAAUAAACUUUCAACAGUAACUGCUACCACUACUACUAGUUCUCGAUUGAAAAUAACCCCGAAAAACCGAUCAUUUCAUCGAUUGCAACGUCUUGCUCAGGAAAUUGUAACAUUGAAUACUAGCUUACCAUUGUCCGAAAGUGCUAGUAUAUUUAUUUGCUGUGAAGAAAAUCAUUUGUGUUUAUUAAAGGCACUAAUUACUGGACCUCCUGAUACUCCAUAUGCAAAUGGAUGUUUUGAAUUUGACAUAUACGCACCGCCAGAUUAUCCGAAUCAACCACCUUUAGUUGAAUUUUGUACAACUGCGAAAAAUACAUUCCGUUUUAAUCCAAACCUGUAUGAAGAUGGCAAAGUAUGCUUGUCAGUGCUGAAUACAUGGCAUGGAUCAAGUGAAGAGCGAUGGAAUCCUCAAACAUCAAGUUUAUUACAAGUAUUGGUAUCAAUUCAAUCGUUAAUUUUUGUACGUGAACCUUAUUUUAAUGAACCGGGUUUCGAGUGUACUAUGGGAACGCCUAGAGGUAUAAUUGUCAGUUAUAAAUAUAAUGCUCGUAUUCGUGUUGCAACUGUUCGUUGGGCUAUGAUUAAUCAACUAAAGCAUUUACCAAUUGGUUUUGAAGAAGUAGUUUUAAAACAUUUUCUAAAUCGACGUUCAUUUAUUAUUUCUCAAGUUGAACAAUGGAUACUGGAAAUGCGUAAUCAUGUACAAUUUAAGAGUGUAGAAAUCUAUGUCAAAGAGCUUGAAGAUUCUUUGCCUAUUUUAAAAACGGAACUUAAUCAGCUAGAAGAACGUCUUAUUGAUUGGAAUAAAAAACACAAUCAAAUAUAA